Molecule: messenger RNA, 2986 nt
Organism: Sphaerodactylus townsendi
Lineage: Eukaryota; Metazoa; Chordata; Lepidosauria; Squamata; Sphaerodactylidae
Gene: ATP6V0A4
Product: ATPase H+ transporting V0 subunit a4
Exons: 20
Coding region: 50-2722 (890 amino acids)
Biological process (GO): proton transmembrane transport; vacuolar acidification
Cellular component (GO): plasma membrane; vacuolar proton-transporting V-type ATPase complex; vacuolar proton-transporting V-type ATPase, V0 domain
Molecular function (GO): proton-transporting ATPase activity, rotational mechanism; ATPase binding
Source: RefSeq, a predicted model, not a curated record
AGUCAGGCUACACAGAACAAAGGAAACUGAAGAGAGAAGAACGUGCAAGAUGGCAUCCGCCUUCCGGAGCGAAGAGAUGAGUCUGAUGCAACUUUUUCUUCAAGUGGAGUCUGCCUAUUGCUGUGUGGCGGAGCUUGGAGAGUUGGGUCUGGUUCAGUUCAGAGAUUUGAAUCAAAGUGUGAACAGCUUCCAGAGGAAGUUUGUGAAUGAAGUGAGAAGAUGUGAAUCCUUGGAGAGAAUUCUUCGUUUCUUGGAAAGUGAAAUGGGUGAUGAUGUACAGCUUCCCAAGCCUGAAAAGUAUCCAGAGACUCCUCUACCUCGAGAAAUGAUUGACCUCGAAACAAUUCUGGAAAGAUUGGAUGGGGAAUUGCAAGAAGCCAACCAUAACCUGCAGACUUUGAGGCAGAACUUCUUAGAACUCACAGAACUGAAACAUCUCCUGAAGAAAACCCAGGAUUUCUUUGAGACGGAAACUAAUUUGCCUGAUGAUUUCUUCAAUGAAGACACUUCUGGACUACUGGAGUUAAGAAGCACUCCUGCAGCAGUUGCAGCUAAACUGGGAUUCAUAGCUGGAGUAAUCAAAAGGGAAAGGAUGGGUCCCUUUGAGCGUCUACUAUGGAGAGCCUGUCGAGGAAACAUCUACCUGAGAUUCAGUGAAAUGGACACUCCCCUAGAGGACCCAGUCACUGUAGGUGUUGAUAAGUCUUUCCUUCUGAUACCUCCAGGUUUAUAUUCAGCAUGCACUCCCUGUAAAUUUCUUCCAUGCUGUUUGGUUAUGACUAUUUUAAAAUUCUAUCUGUGUUGCAUUUCUUUUUCUCAGCAAGAAGAGAUGAAGAAGAAUGUCUUCAUCAUUUUCUAUCAAGGGGAGCAACUCAAACAGAAAAUCAAGAAGAUUUGUGAAGGAUUCCGCGCCACGGUGUACCCCUGCCCUGAGUCUGCUGCAGAACGUCGAGAAAUGGCUGAUGGAGUGAAUACAAGGAUUGAGGAUCUAAAUACAGUGAUCACCCAAACAGAGUCCCUCCGCCAGGAGCUGUUGCAGCAAGCAUUUACAAACCUGUGGACCUGGGAGGUUAAGGUGAAGAAAAUGAAGGCCAUCUACCACAUCCUCAACUCGUGUAACAUUGAUGUCACCCAGCAGUGUGUUAUUGCCGAGAUCUGGUUCCCUGUGGCAGACACUGGUCGGAUAAAGAAAGCUCUAAAUCAAGGAAUGGAACGCAGUGGUUCUACAAUCAAUCCUAUCCUGACAGCAGUUCAGUCCAAGAUGGCUCCUCCUACCUUUAACAGAACCAAUAAGUUCACUGCAGGCUUCCAGACGAUCGUCGAUGCCUAUGGAGUGGGAUCUUACAGAGAGAUCAACCCAGCUCCCUACACUAUAAUUACCUUCCCCUUUCUGUUUGCGGUGAUGUUUGGUGAUUGUGGUCACGGCGCUGUUAUGCUUGGUUUUGGUCUAUGGAUGAUACUGAAUGAAAAAUCCCUUUUAGCCCAGAAUAAUGAUAAUGAGAUCUGGAAGACGUUUUUUGGCGGUCGCUACCUGAUUCUGCUCAUGAGCAUCUUCUCCAUCUACACUGGCUUCAUCUACAAUGACUGCUUCUCUAAGUCAUUCAACAUAUUUGGAUCUUCCUGGCAUGUCACCCCCAUGUUCAAUAAAACAUGGACAGAUGAAAUUGUUAAAGCAAGUGAGGCUCUGCAGCUGGACCCAAAAGAGCCAGGAGUGUUCUCUGGGAAUCCCUAUCCUUUUGGAAUUGAUCCGAUAUGGAACAUUGCUAAGAACAAGCUGACUUUCUUGAAUUCUUACAAAAUGAAGAUGUCCGUUGUCAUGGGGAUUACGCACAUGCUCUUUGGUGUUGUACUCAGCCUCUUCAACCAUAUCUAUUUCAAGAGAACCAUAAACAUCAUCCUCCAGUUUAUCCCAGAGAUGAUCUUCAUCCUCUCCCUGUUUGGUUACCUGGUUUUUAUGAUUAUUUUCAAGUGGUGCCACUAUGAUGUCAGAGAUGCCCAAACUGCUCCAAGUAUCCUUAUCCACUUUAUCAACAUGUUCCUAUUUAGUUACAACGAUAAGGCAAACCGCCCCUUAUAUGAGCAUCAGCAAGAAGUGCAAACCUUCCUGGUAAUUUUUGCCUUGAUUUCUGUUCCUUGGAUGCUAUUGAUUAAGCCCUUCAUCCUUCGUGCUGAACACCAGAAAUCUCGACGUAGGCUGGUAUCUCCUGAAAUAUCAGAAAGUCCCACAGGUGAAAUCGAGGUGAAGAUCAUUGAUUCUAAGCCCUCCGAAAAAGCGAGCCAAGAAGACCACAGUGAUGGUGUCCGUGAGGUCCAUGAGGGACAUGAUGACCAUGACGAAGAGUUCAACUUUGGAGACAUCUUUGUCCACCAGGCUAUCCACACCAUUGAGUACUGCCUAGGUUGCAUUUCUAACACAGCCUCCUACCUUCGGCUCUGGGCCCUCAGCUUGGCACACGCACAGCUCUCAGAGGUUCUUUGGACCAUGGUGUUCAAAAUUGGACCUUCCUCUGGUGGCUGGGGAGGGCUCAUCAUCAUCUUCAUUAUCUUUGCUGUUUUUGCUGUUCUGACUAUAGCCAUUCUGCUGGUCAUGGAGGGCCUCUCCGCCUUCCUGCAUGCUCUGCGACUUCACUGGGUCGAGUUCCAAAACAAGUUCUACUCUGGGUCAGGCUAUAAAUUUACACCAUUCUCUUUCAAGCACAUCUUAGAAGGAACAGAAGAAUGAAACCAGUUUGGAGCAAAGAAGUCAGAAUCUUUUAGGCUUGCUGCUGUUUUUCUGCUAUUUUUUUUAAAUGCUCCAAGGAUUUAUAGUGGAACAGCAUGCCAUAUAUUGCACGUGGCUAUGUGAGAAGAUUGCCCUUGCCCCAGCAAGCUGAUCCAAAGCUUCACUAAGAAAGUGUGUGGAGAAUAAUUUUUCUAUCAGAAGUAAUUCUUCUAUAAUCAUUGUAAAAAUAUGAUUCUGUGAGUCAAUUAAAAAUACAGAUCUUAA